GCCAUGACAGCGACCUGGGUGCAUGUCGAGCAGGCACGGCUUGACCACUCAAAGAAUUGGAUUGCCUGUCUCGCACUCAUCGUCGCCACUAGCCCGUCACUGAGCCUAGCCUGAACACCAACCGCACGCCGCAGCAUGUCGCUCCUGCUGGCGCCCUAGUGAGAGGAUGUCGUGUGAUGGAUGAUGUACACAGCCCUGACUGACGAGCGUGAUUCCCCUUUCAGCAACAAUGCCAUGCGGCUGGGCCAGGGGUGAGUGUCCGUGCGUGGCCUGGCUUCUCACCCUCACCGCUCACGCCCUCGCUCUCUGUCGUCACCAGGUUCAACUCGUACACGCAGCAGAUCUGCAUCGACGACGCCGUCGUCGUGGACCCGGACCGGCCCGAGAAUGUGCUCAACAAUGGCGGCGUGACGAUGAAGAUGCUCGCGGAAAAGGCGGGCACGACGAGCGCGCUCCAGCGCAUGCCCGGCCUGCUUGAUGGAUCGUCAGAGGGCGAGUCAAAGAAGGCGACGGCUGAGUCGGGUAUGCCACGUGGGGCAGUACCGCCGCCGCAAAGGCAGAUGGAGAGCGCGGCCAAAGAAGAGAAGCCGGCAGCCAGAGAAGAGAAGCCAGCGGCCAGAGAAGAGAAGCCAGCGGCCAGAGAAGAGAAGCCAGCAGCAAAGGCGGUCGACGGCAAGGAGGCAAGGGCGGCCGAGAAGAAGGCAAAUCUGGACGCGGCGGCGAGCAAGUACGCCGAGGCCAAGUCGCUCAGCGAGAUCCUGGCCCAGCUCGAGGCGCUCAAGGCCAAGGUGGACGCCAAGACGACGGCGGGCAUCAUGGAUGUGCGCGCCAAGGCAAAUGAAAAAGCACUCGCCUGGACACCGGACCAGGCCCGGGGCCCAGCGCAGUCGGUCGAGUACCAGGCCAAGUUUGUCAACAAGCUGUCGGAGAUCACCGACGACAUGCGCAUCUCGGGCUCGCUCGCCAUCAAGUACAACGGCAUCGGCGGCUCGGGCUCGGGCAUGUUCUUUGACGCCGAGUCGUUCUACGACAGCGAUCUGGUGUACUACGUCUCGGUCAAGGUGACGAACCAGACGCUGUGCUUCAAGGACCCGCUCUCGUUCAACCCGCUGCGGUCGUGCAUGGCCGACCAGACGCGCUUCAACGACGUCUUUGGCGACACCUUCAUCUCGGGUUUCCUCGAGGGCGGCGAGUUCAACGCGAUCGUCUGCGUAAAGAUCCACAACACGGCCAAGAAGCGCGACAUCGAGGCGGAAGCCAAAGUCGCCCUCACUGCGGGGCCCGUCGAGGUGUCGGCGCAGGGCAACGUGAAGCUGGCCGAGGAGAACAUCAAGAACAACAGCCAGACGACGAUCUUUGUGCGCUGGUGCGGUGGGGGAAACGUCAAGCCGUACGACGACGAGUGGACGAUCGAUACGGUGAUGGCCGCCGCCGCGCGUUUUCCUGCGCUUGUGGGCCUCUACCCGCAGCGAACCUACGCGGUGCUCACGCGCUACGAGCUCCUGCGCUCGUUCCGCGAGCUGCGGCCGACGGCGCUGAGCCCGAUGCGCUACGAGGUCGCGCAGCUGUACACGGGCAUGCUCCUCGACGGCUUCAUGGAGUACAAGUCGCUGGCGAAGCGCCUCGCGGCCGACAUUGCCGACGUGCAGGCUGGCUUGAAGGUCAUCAUCCAGGGCGACGACGAAGGAGGGAUGCCACUCUCGCGCACGGUGCGCGACGCCGGCCUCGCGCGCUUCUCGCCCGACAUUCUCGGUCUCGAUCGCGCGCGAUCAGGCGUCAGAACGCAGAUGAAUGCCAUUGCACGCGAGAUUGAUCUCCUCACCGCGCAGCCGCAGCUGGCCGUCGAUCCACGCCGCCGCUCGCCCUUUGUGGGGCCCGGCUCGUUUGCCUGCCUGCUGCCCAGGGUGGAGCUCAAGGACAGCCGGCGGCGGACAACAGCCUCGCCGCUGGCGCUGAAGCCACUGGCACCCGUGGAGACCGCAGCAACACAGGACGACAAGACGGGUGAGGACGGGGCCGCGCGGCUGUUUGACCGGCGCAAGUGCCCCGGCGCGAUCCUGGAGCCCGAGGAGCACGCCAGCCUGUCCGAGCUCGAGUUUCUCGGCGGCGACGACAUCGGCCUGGCAUACAAGGUGUCUGCACCGGUGGGCGACGUGGCCGGCGGCACGCUGUUCAACACCCUCGACAUCUGCCAGGCCGACGCCACUGUCUCGGAGCUGGUGGCCGUGUGCGACGCGGCGAGCGGCGCGCUAGCCUCGCUCGUCGUCACCUUCCACAACGGCCUCUCGUGCACGUACGGCCGGCCAGUCACGCAGGCGCAGGUCGAGGGCUGCCCGCGCGAGCACCGCCUCGGGCCCAUCGACCUCGACAGGGAGUCGGUCGUCAGCGUGUCUGUCCAGGUGGGCGAGCUCGCGGGCGCGAGCCGCGUCGUCGGCCUCGAGGUGCAGAUCAGCCCCACGAAGAAGCUCAGCUGCCUGGCGCCACCGAGCAGCCGCACGGGCGAGCGCGUGCGGCUGCACGCCUUUGCCAACCUGGUCAAAGGGGGGUGUCUGGCCGGCUUCUGGGGCCGCACCGACAGCGAUGCAGAGACGGGUGACCUGCUGCGACUGGCGCCCAUCUGGGCCAGGCAGCCGGUGGCCAAAGCAUCGGCAGGCAAAGGCGCUUCGGGCGCAGCGAGCAGCAGUGCCCUCGAUGGCAUCUCGCGCUCCGAGUGGGUGUCGAUGAAGCAGGCAAAGACGAUCAGCUACCCCAAGGGCAAGCGCGCCGGGCCGCCUGCGCAGCUCCUCUAUGCGCCGCACUACCUCAAGCAGUCGGCAAAGGCAAGGGAAAAUGCAGAUGCGGCCUCGAACUCGAGUGGCCUCACCAUGGGUGCUGCCAUCAGCGAGGUGACCAGCCAGGGCUUUCUCCUGGCGACGCAGACGAGGGCCGAGGAGGACGCGCAGUUCACCCAGUGGAUGGUGCCUGCCGAGAUCGAGUCUGUGCUGGUCAACUGCGGCCUGGAGGCGUUUGCAGCGUCGUCGAAUGCACAGCCAUUCAGCCGCGAGGAGAGGCGCGUCGUCUUCCCCGCGAGCCAUGCCAAGGACGAGCCCGUGGAUGUGCAGUGCUACUUUGCAGGGAUCAAGGCACGCAGCCUGAGCCCGGACGGGGCCGUGCUUCACCUCCGCGCGUCCGUUGUGGCGGGCUCCCUCACAGCGCGCGGAUUCACGCUGCUGCUCGAGGCGCCAGAGGGGUGCAGCCCGCUGGCGAUCGACGAGGCCCGCAUCGGCUGGCUCUCGCACACGCGCUCCAAAGAAAAGGCCAACGCGUCGAUCGUGAGCGGGACGGCGCUCUUCGACGACCUCAAGCAGCCAUCUCGCUCAAUCAAGCUGACUCCAAGCUUGGAGCGGGACCCAAGCGCGCGCUUCUGGGGCCUCAACGAGAUCAGGGCCGGUCUCGCCAAGCCAAUCAGCUUUACCACCUCUGUCCUGCCCUCGUCUAGCAAGUCGCAGCUCGACCUCGAGGCAGGGAACCUGGGCAGCGACGUCAGCCUCCUGGGCCUGAGCUGGAUCCUCUGUGCAUGACCCCUCUCUCAAGUGUAGCUAUCUCAUCAGGCAACACCGGCCAAUGACUGAGCAAUCGCACCAGGCAAUGACUAGAGCAAUGACGCCAGCCAAUGACUAGAGCAAUCGCACCACGCAGCGGCAGUAGCUAGUCAUACCUCACGCAAGCGAAAGAGUGGAGCCAGACGGCCCUCACACCAGUUAGCUAGUCACUUCACAUGCGAGGCGGUGGCUGUAGCUGAAUAAGUCAGCAAGCAAGGCUCGCAGAGGCGCUCUUCUGCUCGGCCUGGACGACGUUGGACUGAAUGUAACAAGGAUCCCGUUGAAAUGAACAAAACAGU
This is a messenger RNA of Acaromyces ingoldii, 3880 nucleotides long. RefSeq lists its product as hypothetical. The transcript has a single exon. NCBI's taxonomy places the organism in Eukaryota, Fungi, Basidiomycota, Exobasidiomycetes, Exobasidiales, Cryptobasidiaceae. Bases 414 to 3560 code for a protein of 1048 amino acids. The record is from RefSeq and is a predicted model, not a curated record.